ACAAAAUACUGAAAGACCAACGCUUUAAAGGAUUUACAUCUUCAUAAAUUGUGAAAUCCUAAAAAAAAACAUAUUUGAAAAUUGAUAUAUUCAGCGGAUUACGUUAAAAUAUAUAAGCAACUGUAACAAUGCCACGUGUUCAUCCGAACGAAAAGAAAGAGGAGAAAAGUAAACGAUUCAGGCUUAAAUCUAAAUCUUCUGAGUCAAAAGAAGAGAGUUCCGAAUCGGAAGAAAGUUUAUACAACUCUUGGAAAAAUAAACUGAAGAGACUAAAACGAAACAGAAGGAUAAACAAAACUGAACAAGAUAAACAGCAUCAAGCAGAGGAUAUAUCAAAAACCAAUGGAUGUAAUCCUAUAAAAUCUAAUGUAAAGACUAAAUCGAGAAAGAAAAAGAAAGAAAAUGGAGAAGUGGACUGGGAAAGCAAAACACCGUUUGUUUUUACUUUUUCCCCAAACAGUUUCCCGCCAAUUGCAGAAGCAGAAGAAACAUUCUUCAUUGAAGACACCAUUCCAGAGAAAGACAAACACAAACAGUCAGACGUUUCAAAUCCUGCAUAUGAGGAGGAAACAGUUGAAACGGAUAGGCCACCACCUUUGCCUCCACGAAAAAGAGUUUCAGAUGUGGAUCCAAAGUUGAAACGUCAUUCCGCACCACCUUCUCCUUCGUGGAAUGCACAACAGGUAUAUCCUGUAAAUGGUAGUUCCUCGCGAGCACCUUCUAAACGUAAACGGGACAGUUUUCAAAAGAAAAAAUACGAAUAUAAACAGAGAACAAGAGCGCACAGUUCUUCUUCGUCGUGUUGCUCAAUUGAGGAUUACAAUGACAAUAAACACAAUUUUGAUGAAGAAACGAGUAGCAGAUCAGGUUCCCGGACACCAGAUCCGGAUCAUUAUAAUAGGGAUAUAUUACUAAAAUCUGCUGAGUUGUUUGCGCAACCAAUGCAGAAAAUGACACAGUCAAAACCAUCACUUAAAUAUUCACCUAGUUCAUUAUCAUGGCCGGAAAUGGAAAGUGCAAAUCAUAUAGAUUCAAUUGACAAACUAAGGAGUCUAGAAAGGAUAUUCAAAAACAGACGGUCACCAACUUCACCGUUGGACAACCGAAAAAUGGAAUUUACAAUAGGACAUAAACCAAUACAAUCAAAUUCAGUGGAUUCAAGUCCUGCUCAAAUUCACCGGGACAAGACAAAAAUACUGAGACAGCGGCCACAUUCAUUUGGUCUUUACGGACAGCAAAGUCAUGAUGGAAAUAUGUUGCUAGAUUUACGAAAUGCGUUAAAACAGCAAAAGAAAACGGACUAUUAUAAAACCAAACGAAAACCUCUAAUGGUGCAUGAAGAUCCUGGUUCUGUGUCUGAUCUUGAAUGUAUUAUGGAAAAUAUCAAAGAUCGCAAUUCGUUUGACGUUUCCCGAGAGAAUAGUUUGGUAUCUGAAGAGGAGGUAUCUAGUAUAUGUAAAGACUUGUGUAGAUUAACUGUUCAUAACCAAACAGAAAACGGAUAUGUGAAAGUAUUACCAUCUCCACGUGUUUCCCCAGAUAUAUUUAGUGCUGUCCCAGGUGUCAUAGUAACAUCCGAUUCCGAGGAUACUUCCGAUUCUCAAAAAGGAAAAUCAAAUAGUCCACAUCGAACACAUCAAUUCCUGUCGGUACCGAGAAAGAUCAAAAGAAGUCGAAGCUCUGGUAGCGUGACCAGUGGGUCGGACGAAAGCGACAGUGAAGUAUCACCACCAUUAUCCAGACGAGGUCGAAGAGCUGCAAUCGUGGAUACUAAGAAUUUCGGAGAUGUUUCUCCGUCGAAUUUGUCACCUGAAUUAUCACCUAGUAAUUCGUGUGAUGAAGGAGAAACCGCCAGUAACCUGACAUCACGCCUGCGGCGAAGGCGAAGUUCGGUCGAGUUGGCAAUGAACAUUUACCCCGGUGAUCUUUUAGUUCAGGAACACCAUAAACGAUUACUUAAGCGCAAUACAGUAGCUGAUUUCAACACCUUACGGAACGGUUCUAGUCAAAGUAUCAGCGAUGAUGGAAAGAAAGGGAGACAGUCGUUUUCCUUACUGAAACUUAUGAGAUCAAGAAGUAAAGAAGCCAUAGCAAAACUAGAAGAUCUCUUGAGCGUAUUAAAGCCUUCAGAAUUUAAAGAUAAUCACCUCUUGGCAUAUAAGAAUCUUCAUUGGUCAGAUCUGAUAGCCUGCUCAGAUAAACAACCGGACCACAACGAACAAGUUAUAGGUAUAGAAAGGAAAAGAAGGGAAGCUGUUUGGGAGUUGUUUAAAAGUGAAUGUGUAUUCCUAAUAGACCAUCUCAUGGUGAUUAAACAUUGCUUUAUGGAACCACUGAAGAAGGUACAAGUUGAAGGACAUCUAAUGUAUGCUGAGCCACAAGACAUUUUUGGAAAUCUUGAUGAAAUAUGUUAUGUGAGUUAUACGUUCUGUAAAGACUUCAUUGCAGUUUUAUUAAAAGAUAUGAGUUCGUCAGGAUUUGGAAGUACCCGAGCAUUGCUGAAAGCUUUUGACAGGUUCAUAACACAUUCAAAGGACGGUGGCGUGUACCAUACUUACUGCCUUAAUUAUACAAAUGCCCUCACAUAUAUAGAUAAACUCAGGUGUCGUGAUGAUUUUGCAGAAUUUGAGAAGUGGUGCGAGCAAGACCCGCGCUGUAAACGUUUACAACUUGCUGAUCUUUUAGUGGCACCAAUGCAACAUGUAACCAAGUUCCCCUUGUUAUUGGCAAACAUUCGGAAGUAUACAGAGAAUGAAGAAGAAAUCGCAAUGUUAGCAGAUACGAUAGAUAAAAUGGGUUACUCAUUACAACAAAUGGAAGACAAAAUGCGUUUGGCAAAGAACUAUGAACGGUUGCAAGAUAUUCAAAGACAGUUAGUAUGGCCACCUGUUACCGAUUUUGACCACAGAAUAUUUAUUCCAGAGUAUUUGAAAACAACACUCUUACGACAACCCUGUGAAAAGUUAUUAUGUUGUCCGACCAGACAAUUGAUUCAUGAAGGGCCAUUAACUCUUGUUGAGACAACUAAAUCCACAGAUGUGUACUUGUUUUUAUUUGAUGAUAUUUUGUUAAUUACCAGAAGUAAAAAAGGAACCAGAAAAAAACAAUCAAUUAAUGAACCAAACCUGAUAAAGCUACAAUCCUCUAGUCAGUCGGAUAAAACCCAAUACACUGUACAUCGACAACCCAUUGCUCUGGACAGAUUGAGUGUCCAUGAUGUCUCCCAAUCGGAGGCUGCAGCGAACGGAAUAAAGUGUGCCUUUGUGAUAGUACAGAUUAGCAGAUUUCAACAGAUAAUUGGUGUUUAUACAAUGAGCUGUCCAAGUGAUGCCUCAAAGAAUGCAUGGUUAGAAAAACUAGCGCAGGCGAGGGGACAGUUUUCAACUGAGGAUUUUAGUAGCAGCAGUGGCAGCACGUUUAAAGACAAUGACAUGUCAUCAGUGAACUCAAUAGAACGAUCUAUAUCUCAUCCAUCUACUUCUCCCGGCAGACAUCAAAGACAUAUUGUAUUACAUAAUCAUCAUACUAAAUCAAACUCCGUAGAUUCUGUAUAUAUCUAAAACUUCCUAUGGAAGACAUUUUCAUUCCUUAUAUUUUUGUACCUAUAAGUGCUCCAAUAUUCAUUGUAAAGUCUUGAGAAUUGUAUAUACUAUUACACUACGGAAUAUAUCAUAUUUUAAAUAUAAUUCGAUGUAAAUCAAUUUAAACUGCUAAUAUAUCAAUAUUAUAUAUUCUAAAAGUAACCAAUUCUGAAUCACAAGCUCAAAUUGUAAAACUUGUUUGUAAGAUAUAUUUCUGCAUUCUCAAUUCAAAUAUAUGUUAUCUAUGUACUAAGGAUAUAUAUAGGAUGAGAAUUAAAAGUUAAUCCAGAACACACCAAAAAAUAUUUAAAAAAAGACAUCACAAAGUUAUUACACAUUAAAAUGGUUUCGGUGAAAUAAAAUAAGAUUAGAAACAAACAAGAGGCAACAAACAGUAAUGCCCCACGUACCAAUUACUAUAAAAACUAUUCAUAGUAUAUUAUAAAUCUUAAACUAUGUAAACAGAACUAAUUGGCGUAUUGUCUUUGUCAUCAAUAAUAUAUUUUUAAACUAGAGGACAGUAUAUAUAAACUUAUUUUAUAUAGAUUAUAAAAAUAAAGAUGUGUAGUAUUUUUGCCAAUGACACAACUAUUAACUUAAUUUCAAAUAAAGUUGUUUUUAGGUUUUGAUCAAUAAUGAUCAUUCAAAUCGUUAAGGGCAAUGUUUUAUCGAUUUAUGAGUUUUGAACAUCGGUAUACUACUGUUGCCUUUUUUAUUUAUUGUAGUUGAUCAAUGACAUUUAUAUUUACUUCCUUUGUUUUUGUAAUUAUUAUCUUUUUGUUCUUUUCAUACACUAUAAAUUGAAGAAAUAAGACAUUUUUUCAUAUCUUCUUACAGUUUGGUUUCCUUCGUAUUCUACUUGUAACCCAGAUAGACUCAUAAUCAAUUAAUAUCUUUUUUACAGCAGUAUACUACUGUUUCCCUUGUUUUAAAGACAUUGGUUCUUUGAGUUAUGAUGUUUGUAACAAGGAAACAGAAUAGAGAACUAAUUUGUAUAUGAAUUGUUAUAUUUUUUGUUUUAGUCCUUUGUACACUUUAUCUUAGAUUAAAUAGUAUUAAUAACUUUACCUCAACAAAAUGCUUAUGUAAAUGUGUUAUUGCUUUCAAGAGACAAAAUACCGCUCACUCAUAUUAAAGCGUUACCAAACUGUGAUCUUAGCUUUCAAAUGUCGUAAUAAAUGUUAGUUUAGAUAUAGGGACAAAGUCCCGGGUCCCUCAGUUCCGAAUCAGGGAUAACCCAUUUGUACCUUUGUAGUUUGAAAUACAUGUAAAUGUUAUCCUUGUUGAUAUUUUUCAUCCUUUUU
Mytilus trossulus (common blue mussel) is the source of this 4885-nucleotide messenger RNA. RefSeq lists its product as uncharacterized. Lineage: Eukaryota; Metazoa; Mollusca; Bivalvia; Mytilida; Mytilidae. Gene Ontology annotation, molecular function: guanyl-nucleotide exchange factor activity. The transcript has 20 exons. The record is from RefSeq and is a predicted model, not a curated record. Gene Ontology annotation, biological process: Rho protein signal transduction. Bases 129 to 3560 code for a protein of 1143 amino acids.